Solea solea (common sole) is the source of this 2702-nucleotide messenger RNA. It is a transcript of the gene nr2e1, whose product is annotated as nuclear receptor subfamily 2, group E, member 1. The record is from RefSeq and is a predicted model, not a curated record. Gene Ontology annotation, molecular function: zinc ion binding; nuclear receptor activity; RNA polymerase II cis-regulatory region sequence-specific DNA binding. Bases 558 to 1751 code for a protein of 397 amino acids. The transcript is spliced from 9 exons. Lineage: Eukaryota; Metazoa; Chordata; Actinopteri; Pleuronectiformes; Soleidae. Gene Ontology annotation, biological process: anatomical structure development; cell differentiation; negative regulation of transcription by RNA polymerase II.
ACGUCAGGCUGGAGUUUGGAGUAGAAAGCCAAGUGGAUGAAGGAAGUGGAGAUCUCCACCCUCCAGCCUCCAGCCUCCCCCGUGACACUUCUCAUAAAUAUUACCGAGGCUUAUUUGGGGGGAACUCGCACCACAAAGUCACAUCGUGUCUUGGUUUUAAAAGCUCUCAUCUGCCUCAGUAUCCGAAUACUGUUGCUUUCUUUCUUUCUUUCUUUCUUUCUUUUUUGGUUUUUCCUUCCUGCUGGUGCACAGUUUAUCACUGAAGUCAGAGACGCGCCGGGCAAAGCUUCUCCAACUCUGAACUUUACGCACCGAGCAGGAGCUCUGCUGCCGCCGCCGCUGAUCAGUCUCUGUCCUGGAGCUGCGGUCCGCGUCACUCCGCGAUCACUGUGGGCUACAAUGAGCCAUCGAGUGUCUUGACGCGGAGUCAUCGAGCGGAGAUUUACGCUUGUCAAGUUGAGCAGCUCGGGGGAUUUGAUUUUGGUAAAAAGAGAACAUAGAGAGAGGAUUGUUUUUUUUGUCUUUCUUUCUGAACUGUAUCAUAAAGUCGAACAUCCAUGAUGAGCAAACCCGCCGGUUCAACAAGUGGCUGUUUGGAUAUUCUGAACGUCAAAUCAAGUCGGAUUCUGGACAUCCCAUGCAAAGUGUGCGGUGACCGCAGCUCAGGGAAGCACUACGGCGUUUACGCCUGUGACGGCUGCUCGGGAUUCUUCAAGAGGAGCAUCCGCAGGAACAGAACUUACGUCUGUAAAUCUGGCUCUCAGGGCGGUUGUCCCGUGGACAAAACUCACAGAAACCAGUGCCGAGCGUGCCGUUUGAAGAAGUGUCUAGAAGUGAAUAUGAAUAAAGACGCCGUUCAGCACGAGAGGGGCCCCCGGACCUCCACCAUCCGCAAACAGGUCGCCCUGUAUUUCCGGGGCCACAAAGAGGUGAACGGAUCAUCGACGCAUUUCUCUGGAGGCUCUCUGCCCGGCCCUCCCUUCUUCACCACGGUCACUCAGCUAGAGCCACACAACCUGGAGAUGAGCGCGGUGGCCACCACACCUGAGAGACAGGCCAUCGUGGGUCUGGCACAGCCCACCCCGAAGUAUCCCCACGAGGUCAGUGGCACUCCAAUGUUCCUCUACGAGAUGGCGACAGAGUCAGUGUGCGAGUCGGCGGCGCGCCUCCUGUUCAUGAGCAUCAAGUGGGCAAAAAGUGUCCCUGCAUUCUCCACGCUGCCUUUAUCUGAUCAGUUGAUUCUCCUUGAGGACGCCUGGAGGGAGUUAUUUGUUCUGGGCAUCGCGCAGUGGGCCAUUCCCGUGGACUCAACCACUCUUCUGGCUGUCUCUGGAAUGAACACUGACAACACAGAGACUCAGCGGAUGAAUAAAAUCAUCUCUGAGAUCCAGGCUCUUCAGGAGGUGGUGACCAGGUUCAGACAGAUGCGGCUUGACGCGACAGAGUUUGCCUGUUUAAAAUGUAUCGUGACAUUUAAAGCUGUUCCCACGCACGGCAACACUGAGCUGCGGAGUUUCCGCAACGCCAGCGCCAUCGCUGCUCUCCAGGACGAGGCGCAGCUCACUCUCAACAGUUACAUCCACACCAGGUACCCGACUCAGCCGUGUCGCUUCGGCAAGCUGCUCCUGCUCCUGCCGGCUCUGCGCUCCGUCAACCCGUCCACCAUAGAGGAGGUGUUCUUCAAGAAGACCAUCGGAAACGUGCCCAUCACCAGACUCCUCUCUGACAUGUACAAGUCCAGCGAUAUAUGAGUUUUCACCAGUGUGCUCGGAGCGGGGGAAAAACCACAACAACAACAACAACAACGCCUGACCUGAAGGAUCCAUAAAUAAACUCACACUAAAACAGAAAGUGAUCACAGGAAGCCAAGACCCUAUAGCAGAUGUAACCAUGGGCUGAAACACAGACUGCACCACAGCCUGAAUUCACCGUGUAGCCUGUUAACAGUUGCUCUAGUUGAGGGCUAUAGCCAGUCAUUUUCAUUGACUAGAGUUGAGGACAAACAGCCUGCAGUGUUUGACUCCACCUGCUGAGCACGUCCAACAAAGACAUGUUAUAUAUAUAUAUAUUAAUACAUUUGUUUUCGAGUGUCUGUGAGACCAAUGAGCUUGAUGACCAAUUCAAUCUUUUUAUUGCUGUGUUCAAUCCCAACGGAGGAAGAAAAAAAACCGAUGUCAUGAUGCGAGUCGCUGUCCCUCGAUCUGGUGCUGAAACCAAACACACGGGGGCAACGAUGUGGAAGCAACUCAGUGAAAAUGUUGACUUAAAAAUGGGUUAUGCUCGCAUAUCCUGUGAAACUCCACGAAUCAGAAGAUGAUGUUUUUGUAUUUAAGUGGUCACUGUUCUGUUUGUGUGUCCUGGGUCGACUUUGUUAAGUUAGACACUAACACUGGAUAUUAAAAAAAAAAAGAAAAGAAAAGAAAGAAAAAAGAAUCAGCACUUGGGAAUGUUUUUGUGAUCCGUGAUGUUUUUAUUCUGCUGUAAAUACGUUAGAGUUAUAACUGUGUAGGGUUGUAACAGAGAGAAUAAAUAAAAUACACUGAAUUGAGUUGUUUUCAUAUGAUCCUGGCUUGAAGCUGCUCCACGUUAUUGCAAAUAAUAGUGUUACGCUUCAGUUUGUUUUCAUUGUAAAAGGUGAAAAAUAUCGAGAUAUUCCCAGGUCACGUUCAAAAGUGGUGAAUAAAUCCUAAUGUGAUGAAUAA